Molecule: messenger RNA, 1059 nt
Organism: Belonocnema kinseyi
Lineage: Eukaryota; Metazoa; Arthropoda; Insecta; Hymenoptera; Cynipidae
Exons: 3
Coding region: 1-1059 (352 amino acids)
Biological process (GO): deoxyribonucleotide biosynthetic process
Cellular component (GO): cytosol
Molecular function (GO): ribonucleoside-diphosphate reductase activity, thioredoxin disulfide as acceptor
Source: RefSeq, a predicted model, not a curated record
AUGAAAUCGGAAUUAGAUCUCUUUUUACUACCUCCAACACAAACGUCGAUAGAGGGCUCUCAAUGGGUGCACUAUAAGCCAGUUUCAUCUCUCACAGAUGACUCGCCCAUCGAGUUUGUAAUUCCAGGCCAGGGGACUGAGUACAUUGAUCUUGCACAUACACUUCUAAGUUCGGAUGUAUACUUUAAUCAGAAGCCUGUCUCGCCACCAAAUAAUGCAUGUCCAUACAGAGCAUAUAUUGAAUCUCUGCUCAACUAUGGGCCAGCAGCAAAAAAAAGUCAUCUCACAUCUGCAUUAUGGCAUGGCGAUACAGCAGGUAAAAUGGAUGACAUCACAACGCAGAACCAGGGUCUCGUCGAUCGACAACUUAUACUGGGUGAAGGAGAAAAAAUUGAUCUGAUUGGUCAUUUGCACAGUGAUGUUUUUAAUCAGGAUAAAUUUCUCUUGAAUGGGGUUGAACUUAGAGUUCAGCUGGUGCGCUCUAAGGAUGCUUUUUGUCUUAUAGAUCAUACUAAUCGGGCUUAUCUUCAUAUUGAAGAAGCAUCUCUUCUUACUCGGCGUGCAAAAAUCAGCCCUGGGAUUAUGCUUGCACACAAAAAAGCUCUUUCUCAAGGUACGGUCAAGAUCAUCAUUGGAGUUGUCGAAAAUGACGCAUUCAACGGUCAUCGUAGUAAAAAUCCAUUUAACUUUAGACACUUUAAUAUCAAUCAUUUCUCUCUUUACGGAGAUAGUAUGCAAAUUCGGUCAAAGCCUUUGCAACCAGAUUUCUCAAAAGGAAAGCUAUACAUUGAUGCUUAUCAUACUCUGUUUUCCGGAACGGGGAUUCAUUUUAUGAACGAGGGAAAUAAUAUUGAUCGUUUUGAUUACGCAAGUGGAUACUGCCUGUUUGCAUUUGAUCUUACUCCUUAUCUUUCUGCAAAUUGUCAAUCACACUGGAAUCUCGUUAAACAUGGCAGCCUUCGCAUUGAGCUUCGUGUAGAAGAAAUACUACAACAAACUAUUAGUUAUAUAGCCUACCCAGAAUACGACAAUAUCUUGGAAAUUGACGCUUCCACGUAA